AUGGGAGAAGGAAGUGUAUAUGAUCAGUUGACAACGUUAUAUCAAAUAGGGAGCAUAGAUGAGUAUAUUGGACAGUUUGAAUGCUUGAUCGACCAAAUUCCUAAACUCCAUGAAGAGCAAUAUUUCUCAUAUUUNACCCAUGGUCUACGGGAAGAGGUCCGAGCUAAGGUGCGAAGCUUACAUAUCGCAAACCCUCUAACCAGAGGACGAUUGAUGAAUGUUGCUCGUGCUAUUGACUUGAAGUGUCAGGACGAAACAGAGGGUGGCACAGGCGAAACGAGAUGCAUGCANUACGAGNUGAUAAUUUGGGGGGUCAAGGGAGCACGUGAGAGGGGCGUGCAUCAUUUAUCUUAUCAGGAUUUGGUGGAUAGGAAGAAAAAGGGGCUGUGUUUCAAAUGUGGUGGGCCGUAUGGGCCAAAUCAUCAAUGCCCAAUUAAACAAUUGAGAGCCAUAGUGGCUGAAAAUGAGAUUCAGGUGGAAUUCGAAGAUGAAGAAGAAAUCCCUAAAAGUGACGGCGAGGGUGAAACGGAGGAAGUUGAUGGAGUUUGUAGUGCUAUCAGUCUCUUUGUGCUAGAGAAAGAAACUCAAGACGCGCCCAGAACAAUGAAACUAAAAGGGAUGAUUAAAGGGGUACCUCUCCUCAUUUUGAGAGAUUCCGGAGCGUCUCAUAAUUUUGUUUCGCGAAGGUUAGUGAAAGCAAUGGAAUGGAAAUGGAAGAAUACGCGGAGGAUGCGUAUAUUGAUGGGAGAUGGGCAUCAAACAGAAACAACAGGGGUUUGUCGGGGAUUGAAGAUUGUUCUUGAGACAGGGGAGUUCGUAGUGGAUGCGUUUUUGUUCGAACUAGAGGAUAUUGAUCUUAUCCUUGGCAUGGCAUGGUUGGAGUUGUUAGGAGAGAUGUGGGUAGAUUGGAAGAAGCAAAUCAUGAAGCUUAAUUCUGCCCAAGGGAUUAAGGUGCUUAGAGGGACGAAGCAAAGUGAAUCUUUGAGUUCUAGCCUCUACAAGUUUGAAAUCGAAGGGGAGGUUAAGAAAGAAGAAGAAAUCAGUUACAAUUGGUCGGAAAAAUUAAAACAAGCUUUGGGUCAGGUUGAAGAUGUGUUUAGGGACCCAAAAGGUCUACCUCCAAAACGCCAGAAGGAGCACUGCAUCAAUCUGCUUCCCAGGAGUGCACCAGUUAACGUGAGGCCUUACCGUUACGCAUUUCACCAGAAAAAUGAGAUAGAGAAUCAGGUAAAUUCAUUGCUGGGUGAGGGGCAUGUUCGGCAUAGUCAGAGUGCAUUUUCUAGUCUGGUAAUCCUGGUGAAAAAGAAAAACAAUCGUUGGCGCAUGUGUGUGGACUAUAGGGCAUUGAACAAGGUGACAGUACCUGACAAAUUCCCAAUCCCAGUUAUUAAAGAGCUCUUGGACGAGUUACAUGGAGAUAAGUAUUUUUCAAAAUUAGAUCUCACUUCAGGGUAUCAUCAAGUCAGGAUGAGGGAGCAAUACAUAGAGAAAACGGCUUUCCGAACCCAUGAGGGACAUUACGAGUAUUUGGUAAUGCCCUUUGGACUCAUGAACGCGUCAUCAACAUUUCAAGCUUUAAUGAAUGAAGUUUUUAAGAAUAUGCUAAGCAAGGGAGUCUUGGUAUUUUUCGAUGACAUAUUGAUCUAUGGAAAGGAUUGGGAAGAGCACCUAACAAAUCUCACUAUGGCACUACAGCUGUUACGGGAUAAUGUUUUAUUUGCAAAUAAGGAGAAAUGUAGUUUUGGAAGAAGCAGUGUUAACUCCUUGGGGCAUGUAAUAUCAGAGAAAGGAGUUUUUGUAGAUCCUGAAAAAGUUAGCAGUGUGAUUGAAUGGCCAGUGCCGAAGAAUGUCAAAGGGGUGAGGGGUUUCUUAGGCCUCACAGGUUAUUACAGGAAAUUUGUGCAGAAUUAUGAAAACAUUGUGCGGCCUUUAACUGAACUGACUAAGAAGGACAAUUUUAGUUGGCAUGAAAAUACCCAAAAGGCUUUUGAUGAGUUGAAAAGAUUGAUAACAACUGCUCCAUGUCUAUGCUUGCCCAACUUUGAGAAGGAAUUUGAACUUGAGUGUGAUGCCUCAGGUACUGGUAUUAGGGCCAUUCUGAUGCAGGAUAGACAACCUAUCGCUUACUACAGCAAGGCUUUAAGCCCCAGGAAUUUGUCCAAAUUUGCGUAUGAGAAAGAAUUGAUGGAUGUAGUUUUAUCCAUUCAACAUUGGAGACCAUAUUUGAUUGGACGGAGAUUUAAGCCGGGUUGUGAAAAUAACGGUGUCGAUGCCUUGUCUCGAAGUAAGGAUACUGCAGAUUUAAGGAAAGUGGUUACUGAGCCAAUUUGGAUGGAUUAUCCUGCAAUAGUUGAUGAGGUGCAUAAGGAUGGGGAGUUGUUGGAGAUCAUUACAGCAUUGAAAACGGGAAGAGUUGAGGGUAAAUAUGCGAGGUUCAGUUAUCAACAAGGGGUACUGCAAUAUAAAGGCAGGUUAGUGGUUUCAUCUCAAUCACCUUGGAUUCCCGAAUUGUUAAAAGAGUUGCAUGCGUCUCCCCAACCAGGACAUCCUGGCUUUUACCGGACCUACAGGAGAGCUACAGCAAAUUUAUAUUGGAAGGGGAUGAAGGGGGAUAUCAUGAAAUUUGUUCAAGAAUGUGACACGUGUCAACGUUAG
Molecule: messenger RNA, 2655 nt
Organism: Vigna radiata var. radiata (mung bean)
Lineage: Eukaryota; Viridiplantae; Streptophyta; Magnoliopsida; Fabales; Fabaceae
Exons: 3
Coding region: 1-2655 (884 amino acids)
Source: RefSeq, a predicted model, not a curated record